Acanthosepion pharaonis is the source of this 459-nucleotide messenger RNA. NCBI's taxonomy places the organism in Eukaryota, Metazoa, Mollusca, Cephalopoda, Sepiida, Sepiidae. The record is from the annotation of a GenBank genome assembly.
AUGAGCGUUGAGGCCGUGCUCUACAGAUCAUAUCUGAUCUCAGAAGUCAUUCUUGUUGUUCUUUUUUUAUUUCUAUUUCCUUCGUUUGAAUUGCUUUUGUCUUUCUCAUUCCCUUUCUAUCUAUUGUUUCCCUCUCUUAUAUUCUUCUUCUUCUUCUUCUUCUUCUUCUUCUUCUUCUUCUUCUUCUUCUUCUUCUUUUCUUCUUCCUUUCUUAUUCCAUCAUUACUUGCCAUCCAUGCUGUACAUAUACUCUCCAUCGCUCUCUCACUCUCUCCCUAUCGAUCUAUCUAUCUAUCUAUCUCAUUUCACAUUCAUCGUCGUUAUCUAUCUAUCUAUCUAUAUCUAUAUCUAUAUAUGUUGCUCUCUCCCUUCAAUUCCCUCUCUCUCUCUAUCUCUGUCAUAAUCUCUCCCUUAUCUAUCUAUCUAUCUAUCUAUCUAUCUAUCUAUCUAUCUAUCUAA